Molecule: messenger RNA, 2026 nt
Organism: Plectropomus leopardus (leopard coralgrouper)
Lineage: Eukaryota; Metazoa; Chordata; Actinopteri; Perciformes; Serranidae
Gene: slc6a19b
Product: solute carrier family 6 member 19b
Biological process (GO): sodium ion transmembrane transport; neutral amino acid transport; nitrogen compound transport
Cellular component (GO): brush border membrane; apical plasma membrane; plasma membrane
Molecular function (GO): neutral L-amino acid transmembrane transporter activity
Source: RefSeq, a predicted model, not a curated record
AUGAAGUUAAAACUCCCCAAUCCAGGCCUGGAGGACAGGAUAUUGUCCCAUGAGCAGCUGGACAAGCUGGAGGAAGAAGAGGCUGGAGACAGACCGAAAUGGGACAACAAGGCCCAGUACAUGCUGACCUGUGUGGGGUUUUGUGUGGGACUUGGAAAUGUUUGGCGGUUCCCCUACCUGUGUCAGAGUCAUGGGGGAGGUGCAUUUAUGAUCCCAUUUCUGAUCCUGCUGGUUCUGGAAGGAAUCCCACUUCUACAUCUUGAGUUUGCCAUCGGCCAACGGUUGAGAAGAGGCAGUUUGGGAGUGUGGGCGACAGUUCAUCCCUAUCUGACUGGCAUUGGUAUUGCAUCCAUGUGCGUAUCUCUGACGAUCAGUCUCUACUACAACACCAUUAUUGCCUGGAUUCUGUGGUACUUCUUCAACUCAUUUCAACAGCCCCUGCCUUGGAGUCAAUGCCCCAUAAAUGCCAAUUUAACAGGCGUUGUCUCAGAGUGUGAGAGGAGCUCCCCUGUGGAUUAUUUCUGGUACAGGGAGACCCUGAACACAACUCCAACGAUUGAAGAUGAUGGUGGCCUGCAGUGGUGGAUACUGUUAUGUCAUAUUUGUGCAUGGGGUCUGCUCUACAUCUGCAUUAUUCGUGGUAUUGAGACCACUGGAAAGGCUGUGUAUGUGACUUCAACCCUUCCAUACGUGGUGCUGACAAUAUUUCUGAUCAGAGGGUUGACCUUGAAGGGCUCUUUGAAUGGAGUUAAGUUUCUCUUCACACCAGAUUUAACAGAGCUGGCAAAGCCAACGACAUGGCUCGAUGCGGGUGCUCAAGUUUUCUAUUCCUUCUCGCUGGCUUUUGGUGGUCUUAUUUCUUUCUCCAGCUACAACUCAGUGCAUAACAACUGUGAACAGGAUGCAGUAAUCAUCUCUUCCAUCAACGGUAUCACCUCUGUCUAUGCUGCAACAGUCAUUUACACCAUUAUUGGCUUCAGAGCAACAGAGAGAUUUGACAGCUGUCUUUCUGGAAACAUCCUAUCAUUAUUAAAUAAGUUUGAGCUCCCUGAAGGCGCCAUCACUGACAGCAACUAUGAUGAGGUUCUUCAACGUCUUAGUGAAACUAACCCUGGUGUUAUUCAAGAGCUGGAUUUAAGGGCCUGUGACUUAAAUACUUUUCUCAGUGAGGGAGUUGAAGGAACUGGUUUGGCCUUCAUUGUGUUCACUGAGGCCAUCACCAAGAUGCCUCUCUCACCGCUGUGGGCCGUCCUUUUCUUUAUAAUGCUCUUCUGUCUCGGCCUGUCUUCUAUGUUUGGUAACAUAGAAGGAGUUCUAGUGCCACUGCAAGACCUCAAAGUUUUCCCCAAGAAAUGGCCAAAGGAGGCUGUCACUGGUGUGACAUGCAUAUUCUGCUGUCUGGUGGGUCUGAUUUUUAUCCAAGGCUCAGGGAACUAUUGGCUUUCACUCUUUGACACCUAUGGAGGAUCCAUCCCUUUGCUAGUUGUUGCUUUUUUCGAGAUCUCUGUGGUUUACAUAUAUGGGAUAGACAGGUUCAAUGAUGAUAUCAAGUUCAUGAUUGGACACAAACCCAACAUCUUCUGGCAGGCAACAUGGAGAGUCAUCAGCCCACUCAUUAUGUUUUUCAUCUUGGUCUUUUACUUCAUCACUAAAGUUUCUGAAAAUAUCUUUUAUAAAGCCUGGAAUCCUGAAUCGGAUAAUUUCCCUACACUUGAAGAAAAACCAUAUCCAGUCUGGAUCUAUGUGAUCAUCUUUAUAUUAGCAGGGAUACCCAGUAUUGCUGUGCCUUUUUUUGCUCUCUGGAAUUUUUUAAAGGCAAAGAGGAGGGAUAGGUCACAACCCGAUAAUAUCUCUGACCAAAUUCAAAUGAACAACGAAAGCAAAAAAUCCCUACACUAAAAUUCUACAAAAAUCCCAAAUUUUCUCUUUUUUUCCCCAGUAACAAUAAAGUGAUUACUUUGGGUUAACUGACACAAUUUUAAAAUAGGAGAUUUACUGAACAGAAGUCCUUGUGUCCUCAGCCACC